Babesia ovata is the source of this 3189-nucleotide messenger RNA. Its product is annotated as peptidase M16 inactive domain-containing protein. The transcript has 4 exons. NCBI's taxonomy places the organism in Eukaryota, Apicomplexa, Aconoidasida, Piroplasmida, Babesiidae. The record is from RefSeq and is a predicted model, not a curated record. The coding region runs from base 1 to 3189 and encodes 1062 amino acids. Gene Ontology annotation, molecular function: metal ion binding.
AUGGACGGCUGCGGCGGCCGUGACGGCUCUCUGGAACGGGCGCUGGAGGCGUUGGCAGACGUCGUCGUGGCGCCCACACAGUUCACCACUUCGCGUGUGGAGAAGGAGCGCCAGGCGAUACUGUCGGAGGCGCGAAUCAUUAACACGCUGGAGUAUCGCAAGAACUGCGCCACCGUUGAGGCGCUGCACUCGGAGACCAGGCUGAGUCGCAGGUUCCCCAUCGGCGACCUCGAUAAACUGGAGCGCUACAGCGUGCAGGACCUGGUCGACUACCAUCGCAUACACUACCGGCCCUCGAAUCUGCGUCUGUUCCUCGUCGGCGACAUAGCGCCCAAGUCAGCGAUACAGGCCAUCGAGCGUGUGUUCGCCGGCAUGCAGGAGGACAAGGAGCUGGUGGAUCAAUACAUGCGUGUCCACGCGGACAUUUACAGCGGCACUGUGAAGGAGUCACGAUGGGGACUCCCACCGGCCAAGCACAUCUGGGACCAACCUGGCCCUAUCGCACACGUCUGGCAAAAUGGCCAAAUAAAGAAUUUGAGUCUCGAGGUCGUGAGAAAAAUGCCGAUCCCGACGAUUCUUACGCGUGGUGAUAUGCGGCAGAGCCUGCUUAUGAAGCUGGCGUAUCGCAUCCUGUCGCUGAAUUUCGACAUUCUUCAGCGUGGCACAGGUUCUCUUGAAGCGGUGGAGGCGAACGACUACGACUGCACCAAUGAGGGUUGCCGUGUGCGCUCAUUCGAGAUGCGCUGCGCGCCCUUCCAGUGGCGGGAGGCCCUGACGGCCGCCGUGGCGCAGGCCAAGUGCCUCGCCACGCAGGGGGCAACCCACGAGAUGUUCUCGAUUGUGAAGGACUCGAUGCUGCUCGACUGCUCCCGCCUAGACACCUCCAAGGCGGACAACCGCGACGUUAUCACCGGGCUGAUGGACGCAGCGACAUGCGGCCGGACGGUGAUGCUGCCGGACACCGAGAAGGAGAUCGUCACCGAAAUGCUGAACAGUGUCCACCUGGAUGACGUGAACGAUAUGGCGUAUAGGCUAUUUCCGUGGUCGUCCGGGGAAAGUUUCUCGGGAAUACACCUGAUAUGCUCCACCCCUCCUCCCGACCCAUCGAUCGGCUACGAUGGUGUGACGGAGGAGCUUAUCGCAGACGCCUUUGACAGCGAGUGCCGCGAGCCUCUCUCCGCUGCAUCGCUUAACCCCAACGUCAACACGCCGUCGCAGCUGCUGAGCGACGAGGAGCGACGUGAGGUAGUCGGGCGUCGUCCUUACGGCGAGGAGCCCGCGUUCGUCACCAACCCUAUGCUGCCGAAGGAACAGUACGCCCGCCCGGAACAAUCGCGGGAGGAGGUUCUGAGGUCACUGGCCGUCGGUGGCGACCUCCGACUCGUGUCGGAGCGGUACAUCGACGCUUUGCGAGACUCGUUCAAGCUGCAUUCCGACAUCGAAUAUAUCACGGAGAACAAAGAGACUCCGUCUGAACUGUCUAGGAUCGGCGAACGGCUAGUGGAGGGAUCGAGGCAUCUCGUUAAUGAGCAAGAGCACGGGAAGUACACCCAGGCGUUGGCAAACCUGCGCAAGCCCCUGGCAUCGACGCUGGAUCCCAGCGACGUGCUCUACCGGGAGCGCCCCGGUCCGGCCGGGAUCCACCUGCUGACGCUCGGUAACAGCAUCCGCGUGAAUUUACGCGUUGGUGAGGGUGACCAGAUGGCCAUAAAGGCUAUAAUACCCAUCGAGUACGACUACUGCGAUCAGGAGGCGCUGUUGCGGCGUAAACGCGAUCUGCUCCUGGCGGCCAACGCUAUGAUGGAGGGCGGCGCCAUGGGCAGCCUGAGCCGGCUGCAGGUCGAGAUGUUCUGCAGCCAGCACCUGAUAGACGUGAUGAUCGGGUCCAACGAGGACUACUUCUCCAUCGAGAUGUCGUUCCCCUACGGUCGGCAGGGCCGGCGCGGCGGUAACCUCGAGAGCGCCCUGCAGAUAAUGCACUCGCUGCUGCAGAACCAUCGCAUAGAACCGGAUGCGCUAGAGCGUGCCAAGGACAAGCUGCGCCGCGACCGUGACGUAUACGCGCAGGACCUCCAGGCAUACGGCACUGCGGACCUCGUGUCGGCCAUGAGCGAGGGCAAGCUGACCUACCACAACCUGGACAUGGCGGCAAUCGGCGAGUCUAAGCUGGAGGACAUACAGGCCACGUUGGACGGGAUCUUCAAACGCGGCGCCGUUGAGUUGUCGAUGUCCGGCGCUUUUGACCUGCAGGCGGCGAAGUCACUGCUGCUGCAGUACAUCGGCACCGUACAGCUGCCUGAGGCAUCGUCGGCUGCUCCAGACCGAUAUCAGCUUUGGAGGUAUUACGACUCGGUAAACGACAAUAUGGAGGAUAAGGGCGCCCGGUUUACCACUCUACAAGAAGAAGCCGCUGGAUCGACCCAAACUGGCGAAAGUGGUUCGGAGGCGGCUGAUGAACCAACAAGCCCCGAAGACAGGCACAGGCUCAUCCUGGUUCCAGACAACCAGGAGCGUGCCAUGGUGCUUGUCGGCGGCUAUGCGCCGAAUGCCAGCGGGAUCAUGCCGGAUGGGACUCACAUGGCCGACAUCAUGCACGCGGAACUGUAUGCGGCCUUGGCGACCGACAAGGACGUGAACAACAAUGUCGAGAAGCUGGUGCGCACGGCCAAGGAGCUGUGGUUGCACCCUGCGUUUCCUCGCGCUGCCUGCGCUUUGCUACAGGAGAUUCUCAGCAACCGCUCAUUCACCGUCCUGCGUGCGGAGAAGCACCUGACGUACGAAUCAAAUGUCGACUUUGUGCUGUAUGACGUGCAAUUCGCAGGCUAUUUCGUGAUCUCAGUUCACUCGUCGUUCGACAAGUCGGAGUCCAUCCUCGAGGAAACGCGCAAUCUGGUCGCCGAACUGCGAUCUGGAAUUCGGCCUGUUACGGAGCACCAUCUGCAGCGAGCACGGGACCAGGUGAUAGCGCGUUUGCGCAAGGACAGGACUGCAAACCGCCACUGGGUUGGCGAGCUGUUGGGGACGCAGAGCCGUCGGAUGCCGCUAAAGAGUUCAUUAUUCUGUACUGAGUUCGAGCGAGUGCUGCGCCGCAUCACUUUGGACGACGUGCACCUGAUGUUCGGGUCGAAUGCCUUCGGCUUCGACGAGGAGCGCCUGUGGAGCCGUAUCGUCCACACGGCAGUUGGUUAG